AGUUCCAAGGUGGAUUGUCCCCAAGGUCUCACACAACUGGAAAACUACCCAGCAAAGGCUGGGUCCUUAGAGAGCCACGGAUAUGGAGAAAUGAAGCUACAGGGAACAUCUGCAGAGCUGGCCAGACACCUGUGCACCGAAGUUGAGGCUGAUCAGAGCUCAGGCAGCCCAAGAAGCUGCGCGGUUUAGCCACAAGGGGUGAGAGCUGCCUGGUGACUGCUAUUUUGGGAGCCCCAAACAUUUGAAAAGGUGUAUUUCUGCUCAGCAUGGUGUUCCUGAGAUUGUGAUCUUUGCACUGAGGUAUAGACCCAGUGACCAGCAUGAAACCAACUGUUCAAUCUUUCUGACCCAAGGUGUUUCAUCCAAAUUUUAAAGCAUCAUCAACAACAAAUUGUUUGUGGAUGGCACCUAAGAGACCUUGACUUGUCCUGAGGAAAUAUUGCUUUACUGGGUUUACUGUCCAGCUGUCCCCUAAUCAGCCAUGAAUCAGCCAGACCCUGCUGAUGACCCGGACCCCAGCCCUUAUCCCCUGUGCGUGGUGUGCGGCCAAGCCCACUCCCCCGAGGAAAACCACUGCUACACCUACACGGAGGACGUGGACGAUGACCUCAUCUGCCACAUCUGCCUGCAAGCUUUGCUGGACCCUCUGGACACUCCCUGUGGACAUACCUAUUGCACCGUGUGCCUCACCAACUUCCUGGUGGAGAAGGACUUCUGCCCAGUGGACCGCAAGCCAGUGGUCCUGCAGCACUGCAAGAAGUCCAGCAUCCUGGUCAACAAGCUGCUCAACAAGCUGCUAGUGACCUGCCCUUUCUCGGAGCACUGCACCGAGGUGCUGCAGCGCUGUGAUCUCCAGCACCACUUCCAGACCAGCUGUAAAGGUGCCUCCCACUAUGGUCUGACCAAAGACAGGAAGAGGCGCUCGCAAGAUGGCUACCCGGACGGCUGCGCCAGCCUCACAGCAACGGCGCUCUCCCCAGAGGACUCUGCAGCUGCCACCAUCUCCUUAAUGCUGGACGAGCCUGGCCUAGACAACCCUGCCUACGUGUCGACGGCCGAGGACAGCCAGCCAGCAAACAGUCCCUCUGACUCUGGCCGGAGCAACCGAACUAGGGCUCGGCCCUUUGAGCGGUCCACUAUUCGAAGUAGAUCUUUUAAAAAAAUUAAUCGAGCUUUGAGCGUUCUUCGAAGGACAAAGAGUGGGAGUGCAGUUGCCAACCAAGCAGACCAGGGCAGGGAACAUCCUGAAAAUCCCAAUGCCCCUGAAGUCUUUCCAAGGCUGUAUCACCUGAUUCCAGAUGGUGAAAUUACCAGCAUCAAGAUCAAUCGAGUGGAUCCCAACGAAAGCCUCUCCAUCAGGCUUGUGGGAGGCAGUGAAACCCCACUGGUCCAUAUCAUUAUCCAACACAUUUAUCGUGAUGGAGUGAUCGCUAGAGAUGGCCGGCUGUUGCCAGGAGACAUCAUCCUCAAGGUCAACGGAAUGGACAUCAGCAACGUCCCCCACAACUACGCCCUGCGUCUCCUGCGACAGCCAUGCCGGGCGCUGCGGCUCACCGUGCUGCGGGAGCAGAAGUUCCGGAGCAGGAGCAACGGACACGUGUUGGAUACCUAUGGACCUCGGGAUGACAGUUUCCACGUGAUUCUCAACAAAAGUAGCCCCGAGGAGCAGCUGGGAAUAAAACUGGUGCGCAAGGUGGACGAACCUGGGGUGUUCAUCUUUAACGUGCUGGAUGGCGGCGUGGCGGACCGAGACGGCCAGCUGGAGGAGAACGACCGCGUGCUGGCCAUCAAUGGACACGACCUCCGAUAUGGCAGCCCGGAAAGCGCGGCUCAUCUGAUUCAGGCCAGUGAAAGGCGCGUUCACCUCGUCGUGUCCCGCCAGACUCGACAGCACAGCCCAGAUAUCUUUCAGGAAGCCAGCUGGAUCAGCAAUGGCAACUGGUCCCCAGACCCAGGCGAGAGGAGCAAUACUCCUAAGCCCUUCCAUCCUGCAGCCACCUGUCACGAGAAGGUGGUAAAUGUCCGAAAAGACCCCAGUGACUCUCUGGGCAUGACCGUUGCAGGGGGAGCAUCGCACAGGGAAUGGGACUUGCCUAUCUACGUCAUCAGCGUUGAACCUGGAGGAGUCAUAAGCAGAGAUGGGAGAAUCAAAACAGGUGACAUUUUGUUGAGUGUCAAUGGGACUGAACUCACGGAAGUCAGCCGGAGCGAGGCAGUUGCCUUAUUGAAAAGCACAUCCUCCUCCGUGGUACUCAGAGCCUUGGAAGUCAAAGAACAGGAGCCCGCAGAAGACGGCAGCAGCCCAGCAGCCCUAGACUCUAACCACAACAUGACCCCCCCUGGCGACUGGGCCCCAUCCUGGGUCAUGUGGCUGGAAUUACCACGGUACUUAUAUAACUGUAAAGAUGUUGUAUUACGAAGAAACACAGCUGGAAGCCUGGGCUUCUGCAUUGUAGGAGGUUAUGAAGAAUACAAUGGAAACAAACCUUUUUUUAUCAAAUCCAUUGUUGAAGGAACACCAGCAUACAAUGAUGGAAGAAUUAGAUGUGGUGAUAUUCUUCUUGCUGUCAAUGGUAGAAGUACAUCAGGCAUGAUACAUGCUUGCUUGGCAAGGAUGCUGAAAGAACUUAAAGGAAGAAUUACCCUCACUAUUGUUUCUUGGCCUGGCACUUUUUUAUAAAAUCAAUGAUGGGCCUCAGAAAAACAAAAAUCACACACAGGCUAAGUUGAAACAAUAUAUUUAUCAACUUUUAUAUUUAAAGAAUACAUUGUAAAAAUGUCAAGAAAAGUAUGAUCUAAUGAAAGCCAGUUACACCUCAGAGAAUAUUCUCAAAAUAAAAACUACUAUUAAUAGUUUUUAUUCAGUGUGAAAGAUUUCUCAUUACCACUUUAAGUUUCUAUUUUUACAUUCAAUUAAAAAGUCCAACUAAAAUGGUUUAUAUGACCCACUGAAUUCAAGUCAGUGAUUUAAAUAAAAAAUCUGGUAUAUACUUAUAUACCAGAGUACAUAUGGGGAUUUUUAAUUUAAAAGCCAGAGGAUUUUUUUUAAAAAAAUGCAUUGCUGAGAAACAUUUAUUUCAUCAAAUGAGAAAUAAAAUAUUUUUCAAAAAUUAUAGUCGUAUUUGUAUGUGAUUGUAUUGUUUACUUUCAUUAUCACCAUUUAAAAGAUUCUAGUAAUUCAUUCUUGAAACACCAAGUUGUUACCGCAAUUGACAUAAUAACUUUUAUGGUUAUCCCUAAAAUGCUCAGUUAUAAACUUUUGUUUUCUUAGUUUUAACAAGAAAUGACUAAUCUAAA
Molecule: messenger RNA, 3297 nt
Organism: Sciurus carolinensis (gray squirrel)
Lineage: Eukaryota; Metazoa; Chordata; Mammalia; Rodentia; Sciuridae
Gene: Lnx1
Product: ligand of numb-protein X 1
Exons: 14
Coding region: 482-2680 (732 amino acids)
Biological process (GO): ubiquitin-dependent protein catabolic process
Cellular component (GO): cytoplasm
Molecular function (GO): protein binding; ubiquitin-protein transferase activity
Source: RefSeq, a predicted model, not a curated record